Molecule: messenger RNA, 2438 nt
Organism: Papilio polytes (common Mormon)
Lineage: Eukaryota; Metazoa; Arthropoda; Insecta; Lepidoptera; Papilionidae
Gene: spel1
Product: DNA mismatch repair protein Msh2-like
Exons: 15
Coding region: 113-2422 (769 amino acids)
Biological process (GO): mitotic recombination; mismatch repair
Cellular component (GO): MutSalpha complex; nucleus
Molecular function (GO): ATP binding; ATP-dependent DNA damage sensor activity; mismatched DNA binding
Source: RefSeq, a predicted model, not a curated record
UUUGACGUUAAAAAUAGUUUGAGAAGUUUGCAAUAUAUUUAAUAAUAUCAAAUAAAUAGUAAAAGAUAUUAUACACUUAAGUAUCGUAUAAUUUAUUAUUAUCUUAAAAACAAUGUCUACUUUGCAGCCUAUUCAAGCUUUGAACUUAGAUUCAGUCCAGCAACGAGCAUUCAUCAAAUACUACAACUCCCUUAUAGAGAAACCGCCGACAACAGUUCGUAUAUUCGACCGCAAUGAUUACUAUAGCGUACACGGUGAAGAUGCUAAAACAGCCGCUCGCGAAGUCUUCUGUUCCAUCGCCAAUAUCAAGAAGAUGGGUCUCGAGCCAGAUAAACUCGACUACCUCGUACUGUCCAAAGGAAACUUUGAAAUACUCAUCAGGAAACUUUUACUGGUGAGGCGAUACCGAGUUGAGAUAUACGUAUCGGAAGGAUCAACAAAGAAUAACGAAUGGAGGUUAGAGUAUAAAGGUUCUCCCGGCAAUCUGUCGCAAUUAGAGGAGGUGUUAGGUGACGGCCUCGGCACUAACAAUGAUAACGCCCCUUGCUUGAUGGCGGUCAAUUUCAAAACGGAUUCCGUGACGAAGGGUCGUCUUCUUGGAGUGGCUUGUGUGACAGCCGCUGAUUACCAAUUCUCAAUAUCGGAGUUCACAGACGAUGAUUUACUGACGCAGUUGGAGACUAUCACUGUACAGAUGGCGCCCGCGGAAUGCCUUGUCAUACAAGGUGAUAAUGACGAUCAAAAAGCCUUGAAGAAAGUGAUGCAACGGGCCAACGUGACGGUGACAAAAUUGAAAAGAUCCGAUUUUUCCACCGAAGGCUUAAUACAGGAUCUGAAUCGUUUGCUGAAGUUCAAAUCCAGUCAGUGUCAGGAUGCGAACUCGUUCGUGGAGACGCGGCAGGAGGUGGCCAUGUGCAGCCUGGCCGCGGCCAUCAGAUAUACCACUCUGCUCAAUGACACCACCAACUUUGGAAGGUUCAGUUUGAGCGCGAUAGCGACGGAGGGUUUCCUGCAGCUGGACGGCGCGGCGCUGAGCGCGCUGCACGUGUUCCCCGCGCCGGGCGAGCCGCCGUCGCACACGCGCAGCCUCUACGGCCUGCUCGACAGGUGUCGCACGCAGCACGAAGAUGCCACAGUGCACGCCGCACUCGCUGAACCCAUAGCAGAACUUCAUCAAGACCUGGAGAAGUUCCAGCAGAUGAUAGAAUCUACAGUCGAUAUGGAGGAGGUCGAUAGAGGUGAGUAUUUAGUAAAAGCAUCAUUCGACGAACAGUUACAAAGUCUCCGCUCGGAGCUGGACGGGCUGCAGGCGGCGGCGGAGAAGCAGCUGAGGGCUGCGGCCGACACCCUCGCGCUGGACCCUGGGAAGACCAUCAAGCUGGAGAAUAACCCGCAGAAUGGAUUCUACUUCAGGAUAACAAAUAAAGAAGAGCACGCGAUCCGAGGCAGUAAGAAGUUCAGUAUAAUAGACGCGGUGAAGGGCGGCGUGCGCUUCACCAGCGCCGCGCUGCAGGCCCUCAGCCAGGACUACCUCGACACCAAGCAGACCUACGAAAAGGAGCAAGACAAAGUUGUCGCGGAAAUUGUUAAUAUCGCAACCGGAUAUUCCGAAUGCUUGUUCAAUCUCUCCCACAUGGUGUCACGUGUGGACGUAUUGGUGUCAUUCGCGGUGGCAUCCUGCUCCGCGCCGCUGCCCUACUGCCGCCCGGACCUCACCGAGACUGCUGACGAGCUGAUGAUGAGAGACCUUCGACAUCCCUGUCUCGAACUGCAGGAGGGCAUCUCGUAUAUACCCAAUGAUGUGCACCUGAAACGAGGUAAAUCGGUGAUGCAGAUAGUGACGGGCGCCAACAUGGGCGGCAAGUCGACGUGGAUGCGGUCGUGCGGCGCGGCGGCGCUGCUGGCGCACGCGGGCUGCCCCGUGCCCGCCGCCGCCGCGCGCCUGCCGCGCCUGCGCUCGCUGCGCGCGCGCCUCGCCGCCGCAGACUGCGAGCUGCGCGCGCUCAGCACCUUCAUGCUGGAGAUGAUCGACACCGCAGCUAUACUCACAGCGGCGACGCGAGACAGCCUGGUGCUGAUAGACGAGCUGGGGCGCGGCACCUCCACUUACGAGGGCUGCGGCAUCGCCUGGGCCAUCGCUGAGAAAUUAGCAACGGAAUGCGAAUGUUUCUACGCUGAGGAGAAGCAAGCUCAACUGGAGACAAAUCUGUUCGAGAUCGAGUCGUCAGUGAAAUCUCACGAAAGUUCCGAAGGACAGGAGAUAAUAUUGGAGUUUUUACGCAAAUGUAAACGGAUUCAGGAGACUGUGACGUCAGACGAGGAGAUGAUGAAGGAGAUCGACAAGCUGAAGAAAGAGCUUCAACAGAACAAAAGUCAAUAUGUACAAUCUCUCAUUUCGUUAAUACUUGCACAACAAAAAUAAACUAUUUAUUACCGUC